This is a messenger RNA of Coregonus sp. 'balchen', 9896 nucleotides long. The record is from the annotation of a GenBank genome assembly. Lineage: Eukaryota; Metazoa; Chordata; Actinopteri; Salmoniformes; Salmonidae.
AUGGCUGAAAACUCUUCGGCAGGAGAAGCUGGGGCCGUUGAGAUUCCGGAGGGAGCGAUUCGCAAAUUGUCGGAGCUGAGAGUCAUUGACUUGAAAGCCGAAUUAAAAAGACGAAAUCUGGACACCAUUGGCAUCAAGAGUACGCUGACUGAGAGGCUGAAAAAGGUAGGCAUGCUAGCUAGCUAGUAGAUGGAUAGCUGUGCUAAUGUGUUUGGUAUUUUGCCAACUGAUAUGACCUUUCGUGAUAAUUCCACAAUUAAGUGGAACCAGUAUCAUUUAAUUAAUUAGUUAGUUGAAUGAUGAAUAGUUAGCUAUAACCACUAGCAUUAGCUCAAUUUUGAUAUUCACUCCAAAUGAAUAAAGUGAACGUUAGCUAACCAUGGCCUUGCGUGGCGUUAGCCACAUGGUGCCCUUUCUCAAACCUUUCCUCGAGCACCCCCAUUCCGUAUUCUAAAACGUGCACAACCGAUUCAACUACUAAAGGUCUUGGUGAUUAUUUGACCAUUUGAAUUAUAUGUGCCAGUUUUAGAAUACAUAAAAUACGUUGAAUGGCUGUGGGUACACGAUGAGAGGUUAGGCGGGCGAUGCACAAUUGGCCCAGCGUCGUCCGGUUUAGGUGAGGGUUUGGGCGGGGGCGGGUUUUUUUUACAAGUAGGCCGUCAUUGUAAAUAAGAAUUUGUUCUUAAUUGACUUGCCUAGUUAAAUAAAAUAAAAAUAGGUUUGCGAAACUCUGCCCCGGCCUAGGCCUGCAGCUAGCUUCGCGGGUCAGAUGUAUAGCUAGUUAUCGUUAAGUAACAAUCCCACUAGUCAGCACCGUUGUAGCCAAUAACUGACCACAUAGCCGUGUGUUUGAUAAUAUCCAAAUUGGCUUAACUCCAGAAACCAGAUCUAACGUAGUUGGCUAGGUAACUAUCAUUAUUUCAUCAUGUCGUCAUCAAUUUCUCCACAGGCGAUUGAAGAAGAGGGUGGAAAUCCAGAUGAGAUGGUGGUUGUUCUCGAUGGAACUCCUAAGAAGGCACUGACUAAACGGACCUCCAAAGGUAUGUUAAAGGAGUGAGCGCAAGGUCAUAAGUCAGCAAUAAUGUCUUGAAGUAAAUUUAAAACGUAUUACAGAGAGCCUUAAAAUGAGACAUUGCUCAUUUGCAGGGAAAAGACAGGAGAACGAUGAACCAGAGGACUGCACCAUUGAGGAAGAUUCGGGUGAUGGCCAGGUGCGCAUCAACCAUUGAAUCACCUGGUUUAAUCUAAUGCAAUCGCUAUGCUCUACUGUUAGUCUCCCUGGAUAACAAUCUAUUGAUCACUUCCCUUCAAGGAUGACAUGGAAAACAUGCAGGACAUGGACAUCCUGGAUAUGAAUGUGCUUGAUGAAGCUGAGAAUGACAACAGUAUGCCAGCAGAGGAGGAGUAUGACACGGAUGAAGUCCUGAACUCUCCGUCAGACAAAGGCAACCAUGAGAUCCAGGGUGACGAAGAGGAUGCCAUGAACGAAGAUGAACACGACAUUGGCAUCUCUGACUCUCCCGAGCCAAUGGGCAAAGCCAAACCUGAAGAGGUGAGACACAUGCACAAGAGUUGUGUGGAACAGUCAUGUCUAAUGAUGUUUCCAAUAUUUUCCUACUUGUUUGAAAUGUUGCACCAUGCGUGUGUGUGUGUGAUUGUUCUUUUUUUUUCUCUUUCUAAAACUAGGAUGUACAGCCUAAAGUAGCAGACAUGGAAAAGAAUGAUCUCACUUGCCCAUCACCUAAAGAGGUAUAUAGUUCAACUUAAAUGCAAGCAGCAUUUCAUGAUCAUUUGUUUGUAGUUGGAAGGAAAACACUUUGAAUGACUGUAAAAAGCCAUAAAAUGCAAGCAGCAUUUCAUGAUCAUUUGUUUGUAGUUGGAAGGAAAACACUUUGAAUGACUGUAAAAAGCCAUUUGUGUUGGGUACCGAACCAUGUUACACUAGAUACAUUUUCCCUUUAUUUCUUUAGGUUCAAGAGAAGGAUCCGGAGCCCGAAGACUCAAAGGAAGAAAUAGGUACCUUUUUGAAAAGGGGUUGGAAGUUCAUAUGAAUGCACACUUUCUUUUUGCAGUGUAAACCUUGGAAUGCAAGUCCUUUAGAUUAAAAUUCUUGCUGUGGUUGGUCAGAGACUGGAAAUCCAAAGAUAAUUGCUGACUGUGUGUUGACGCUUGUUAACUAAAAUUGUUAAAUACUGACAUAAAUCUGUCCAUUUUGGGCACCCUCCUAUUAUUAACACAGAAUUGGUUAACAUUCUGAAGCACAGAGACAGUAAUUAAAGGUUUAGUUAGUGAGUUGUUGCAAGUGAUAUGCAGUGUUUUUAGGUUGCCACACAAAGACCAAGAAGAAAAGAAGACUGAGGCCCAUCAUUUGAAACCAACCACUAAAAAGCCUUUUUAGGACUGACUAAUAUUCUCACUGGACAUGAGACUAAUGGAAUUCUGAAUUCGAUGUCACUUACCACAUUAUGGACACUCAUGAAGUCAGCAAUUGCAUGAAGAUGGACCUUCCUUGUGCCUCUGCUGAUCUUGUGGCUUUCUUCAGAUCAGAUCUAUUUCUACCUUGGGAUCAGGUGAACUGAAAUGGUCGACUUGAAUGAGGAGUUAGGCUGCUUGGUCAGUCUCUUUGGUUUUUCCAGUCUCUUGUUACGUGUAUAUCUGUGUAUACAUAGUUCAAUGACAGCGGAGGGCCACGUCCUUUUCCAGCCUUGCCAGUUCCACGUUAACCAUUGCUGUGUUUCAGAAGUAAUUAAACUCUGUGCCAUUCUAUUCCUGUUAAAUCCGUAGAAAAUGAGAAAGUAGCCGGGUCUUGUUUAUCUGAGCCACUAAAUGAAGAGCGCCAGGAGACACCAACUGAAGAUCAAGGCACCAUCGGGGACAUGGUCAAUGUUGCAGAGGAAGACGAUGUGUGUGACACCACUAAAGCCGAGGAGUCUGUCAAUGUAGAGACUAAACUGUCGACUAGCGACCAGGACGUUGCUAAGCUAACUGAGUGUCAAAUGAAAGACGCUGAAGAGACCGUUGACGCUGAAAGUACUCAGGCUGUUAGUGUAAACGAGCAGGGCAUGGGCGAAAGCGCUGUUGAUUCUGAAAUGGUCUCUAAGGCUGAGGGUGAGGAGGAAGAUAAGAAGACUGAAGAGAACGCUGCAGAAUCAACGGCAGUGAAAGAGUCCUCAUCUGUUGAGGGCGAUGAUCAGAAAAAGAGGUUUGUUGUUUUCUGUCUACUAGAACAAUGGCUAUCUCUGUUGCAUUGGCUAUUUUUUUAGCAAGUUUUGGUGCUCUUUUGGAGGCAAAAAUGGUCUGGGCAUUUGUCAAGUUUUCAUUUUGUCAUUCCCCACCUAUACCUCACCUCUUAACCAUCAUAAAGUAAUGUAUAGAUGCGGUAAAGAGGUCAAUGGAACUCGACCAAUACAAUGGAAAUGCCAUGGAAACGCUUGGUGGAACCCCCCCCCCCCCCCAGCAAAAUGUGCCUACAUUUAGGCCAUUUGUGUAUUUCCCACUAUAUUAAGGUAGAAAUCGGAGUAUAAUGCUUGUACGGAUGUCAACCCCAAUACAUGUUCAUGUCAUCGUCACCAACUGCAUUAGUUAAUAACGAGUGACUACCACCGAUUUCUCUAUGCUACCAGCUUAUACAAACAGGAGUUCGCAUUUCGCAGUCACUUCUUCUAAACCUGAAAAGGGACUGCUUCUAAAUGUAAUGUAUCCCAAUAUAUCGAAAUCAGACUUUAGUAACCACAUUGUGGGUCACAAUGUAUCAAUCAUGACUGUUUUGACAAAUAUCCGCUUUGUUAGAUCAGAUUUGUUGAAUGGGCGCCAUUUCGGCAUCCUCCUAUCCCUCACGGUCUGCGUUCCAUUGACCUCUUUACUGCAUCUAUUGGGAGAUUCUUUGAUCAUCUAAGGCAGCCUAGUGACAUUGACACCCACCCAAAUCACUGUAAUGUUGUAUAUGCUGGGGAUAAUUACUGUGUGCACAGGGUAAGUAUGAUUCAUCUGGAUGAGACCCCCCUCCCCCAGGUCUUCUCAUUUCCAAAUAUUCAUUACGUGUUCUCUUUGCCUUUAGUUCUGAUGAGGAAAAGGGUAGCAAGCCUGACUCAAAAGAUGAAAAUGGUAAGCGUGAAUAUGGUCCCUUCUGUAUCAUUUCGUAAUUGGGAUGUCCAUUGUAGAUAAUUGCAAAUGACAUGCUCUCACCUGAAUAAGGUGCUGAAUCGGCUCUGAGUUGAAUGUCCAUCUGGGUCAUGUUUGUCUGUGUUCCAAAAGCCCCUGCAGGUAAUGCUCCAGCAAGUAGUGGCAGAAACCUGUGGGUUAGCGGUCUCUCCAGCACCACCAGAGCGACUGAUCUGAAGACUCUGUUCAGCAAGUAUGGAAAGGUCAGUAUCCUGAGAAGAAAUUCCACCCUUUUUGGUGAUGUGCAUGAGUGUACACUGAACAAAAAUAUAAAUGCAACAUUUAAAGUGUUUCAUGAGCUGAAAUAAAAUAUUCCAGACAUUUUCCAUACUCACAAAAAGCUUAUUUAUCUCAAAUGUCAUGCACAAAUUUGUUUACAUCCCUGUUAGUGAGCAUUUCUCUAUUGCCAAGAUAAUCCAUCCACCUGACAGGUGUGGCAUAUCAAGAAACUGAUUAAACAGCAUGAUCAUUACACAGGGGACACCUUGUGCUGGGGACAAUAAAAUACUGCGUUAGAAUAAGAAUUUCUGCACAAACUGUGAGAAACCGUCUCAGGGAAGCUUAUCUGCGUGCCCGGCGUCCUCACCAGGAUCUGACUGCAGUUCGGCGUCGUAACCGACUUCAGUGGGAAAAUGCUCACCUUCGAUUGCCACUGGCACACUGGAGAAGUGCUUUUCACAGAUGAAUCUUGUUUUUAACUGUACAGUGUAUGGCGUCGUUUGGGUGAGCGGUUUGCUGAUGUCAACUUUGAACAGAGUACCCAUGGUGGGGUAAUGGUAUGGACAGGAAUAAGCUACGGACAACGAACACAAUUGCAUUUUAUCGAUGGCAAUUUCAAUGCACAGAGGUACCGUGAUGAGAUCCUGAAGCACAUUGAUGUGCCAUUCAUCCGCUGCCAUCACCUUAUGUUUCAGCAUGAUGAUGCACGGCCCCAUGUCUCAAGGAUCUGUACACAAUUCCUGGAAGCUGAAAAUGUCCCAGUUCUACCGUGGCCUGCAUACUCAGCAGGCAUGUCACCCAUUGAGCAUGUUUUGUAUGCUCUGUAUCGACGUGUACGACAGGGACUUCCAGUUCCCGCCAAUCUCCAGCAACUUCGCACAGCCAUUGAAGAGGAGUGGGACAACAUUCCAGGCCACAAUCAACAGCCUGAUCAACUCUAUGCGAAGGAGCUGUCGUGUGGUCUCCUGUAGUUCAGUUUGUAGAGCAUGGCGCUUGCAACGCCAGGGUUGUGGGUUUGUUUCCCACGGGGGGCCAGUAUGAAAAUGUAUGCACUCUAUAACUGUAAGUCGCUCUGGAUAAGAGCGUCUGCUAAAUGACUUUAAUGUAAAUGUGCUGCAUGAGGCAAAUGGUCACACCAGAUACUGAAUGGUUUUCUGAUCCACUUUCAUUCUUAAAAAAAAAAAAAAACAUCUGUUGGUCACAGAUACCUUAUCUGUAUUCUCAGUAAUGUGAAAUCCAUAGAUUAGGGCCUAAAUUAGUUUAUUUCAAUUGCCUGAUUUCGUUAUGAACUGUAACUCAGUAAAACCUUAGAAAUUAUUGCAUGUUGCGUUUUUAUUUUUGGUCAGUAUAAUUGAGCAAAAUGCGGAAUGGUACUGUCUGUUUUUUUUGGACCCCACAGACACACACUUUCCCUGCCCAACAAUUUAAGUGUCCUAUCGUUCUCCGUCUCUCCUCAGGUUGUUGGCGCUAAAGUGGUGACUAAUGCCCGGAGCCCUGGGGCUCGUUGCUAUGGCUUUGUCACUAUAUGUUCCACAGAAGAGGCCACCAAGUGCAUCAGCCACCUGCACAGGACUGAGCUCCACGGGAGAAUGAUCUCUGUUGAGAGGGUGAGGGUCAUUAUCUACCACCUUGCAUGUCAGUGGCCUCUGUGACUGACCACUGCUGUACACACAGAACCGUAAACCUGUAGUGUUUAUCAAAUUAAUGAGAUGCCUUCAUUCAGAGAAGUGAGGUUUGACCAUUCUAAUCUCUGUGUCACUGUUUGACCUCUGACAUCUGUUCCAGGCGAAGAAUGAGCCUGCUGGGAAAAAGCCUGCUGACAAGUCUGGCACCGACAGUAGACAAUCCUCAGACUCCAAGUAAGAGCUGAGAACACAUGUCAUUACACAUUAAGUUAUGUACUGUAUGUCAUGCAGUCUGUGUACAAGGUAUGACAGCAAUCCAUGCUUUGGUUUAAUUUCUCUGGCAGUGGCUGGUUUUGUUUGCAAACUUUUGCAUUUGUGGCACAAAUCCCAUUCACAUCAUGGGACCGGUAUUAGCAUUUUUCACGCGUCAUGUUCAAAUCAUCUGUGACUUUGAGCUUCACAAUCAAUUUGAAAUACAUAGGGAUGAUUUGGACAUGAUGCUAAUAUCGAUGCCUUGACUUGAAUGGGAUUUGUGCCGCAAAUGCUAAAAUAUUAGCAUUUGGAAACCGUGCCAGGGAAACUAAACCAAAGCGUUGACUGCUGUCAUACCUUGUCCAUAGACUGCUUACAGGUUAAGGAAACCAAUAUGUCAUUUUGUAGUUUGGGUGAACUAUCCCUUUAACCAUUUUCUCUAUCCAGGUCCGAUGCAAACAAGGCUGAAGGUGAAGUCGGGAAAGAUGGGAAACUCAAUGAGAGGACAGUGGUGAUGGACAACUCUAAGGGAGAGCCUGUUGUCAGCGUGAAAUCCAAAAGCAAAGACCGGGUAAGAUACCCAAACGCUGACCUCUGCUCCAUCUAUUGAACUUUCACAAACUUCUGUGAAAAGUGGUACGCUACAUGAGCUUUUGUUGUUCAAUCCAGAGCACCAAGAGUCGUGAUCGCAGGUCUACAAGCAAAGAGAAGGAUAUCCUGUCAUUUGACCAGAUCAAGGAGCAGCGUGAGCGGGAGAGACAGAGACAGCGGGAGAGGGACAUCAGGGAGGUGGAGAGACGCAGGCACUCUGGGUGAGGAGUUGCUGUAGCUGCAGGACAAUUCACCUGAAGCCAGCUUGUUAUAGCAGUUUGGUAGUAUGCUUUGAAAAGGGAUUCGUCAUUCAAAGUGGGAUCAGCUAAAUAUCUCCUAUGCUUUCUGUUUGUCCCAGUGAGCGCGACCGCAGCAGUGGUGCAGAUCGAGGCGGCGUAGACAGCCGCACGGAGCGCGAGCGUAUCCGCUUGUUCCGGGAGAAGGAGGAGCGCGAGCGCCUCCUACGUAAGAGAAACUGGCUGGAGGUGGAGAAGGAGCAGCUGAACUUUGACCGCCUGGAGCGCGAGUUCCUGGAGCGCGAGCGUCAGCGUGUGGAGUAUGAGCGCCGACGUGAGCAGGAGAGGAUCCAACGGGAGAGGGAGGAGCUCCGCAGGCAGCAGGAGCAGCUGCGCUUCGAGCAGGACCGCCGGCCCCUCAAGAGGCCCUACGCUGACGUGGACAGCAGGUACACACUUUAUCCCUGUCUUCCCCCCUCUCCAUAGCGUCAGUACCCCCGUUUGAAUUACCAGGUCGCUAUUAUAGAAUAGAUGGAUGGAUAUGGCCACAACCUCAGCCUCUAGAUCUUCAGUAUGCAUGCCUGUCAUGUAAAGGUGUGCCUGGUUUGAGAAUAUUUUAUUGCGACUGACUGACAAAGACCUGCUGCUUGUAGGAAAGACAACUGGCAGGACAACAAGAGGCUGGCUAUGGAUGACCGCUAUGGGGGGCGCUCAGACUUCGGUCGGCAGGAGCGCUACCAAGACUUUGACCACAGGGACCGCAGUCGCUACCAGGACGAUUCAGUCAUUGACAGGUACAGAGUAGAGUAAGGUUAUUUGACGCGAGCUGACACCAGCUGUCAUGACGGUUUAUGACAUUGUCCUUGUGUAGGCCAUAUGAUGGGGGGUCAAAUAUUUUGCGACUGAUUCUGUAAUAGAUGCCUAUAUGUAUACUUAUGUAAAAAAGUAGUAUUAAUGGCCAACUGCUUGUUGGUGGUGAAUUUGUAGUUGUGUGCCACAUGCUUAGAUCGAUGCUGGAUGUUUGUUUAAUAAUCAGAGAUCUUUCCAGUAGGAGGGACACUUCACGGGCUGUGGUUGGAGACCGGGAUAGCACGGUAAGAGACAUGGCCUUAUGUAUGCAAUGAGGCACAAGUAUGUGUUAUUGAUCUUAAUGUACUACCUCCUGUUUUACAGCAUUUUCUCCCAUUUGGUGGCUAUUUAAAUGUGAACCUCAUUGUUUGGUUUUAAUCAUGCUUCCUUCUUGGCAGCACUUCUCGGACCGUACCGAGAGGCACGGGAGGGACACCUGGACCGCUGCAGGAAGUUAUGACAAGCGUACUAUUAAUCCAAGGUCAGUUUGAUUUAGAUGGCUUUGCCGAGUUUAUUUACCUCUCACGAGUUGGAGACCAUGGUGUGUUCUGCACUGCUCGUCAUCGACUGUCUGUUUCUUUCAGGGAGGGCCGUGACUGGGACUCAGGACGGAAAAUAGAUGGGGACCGAACGUGGCAAACAGGUCGAGAUGGCGGCAUCCCAGGCCAAAGUCACAUUGGGGCACGGGGAGGAAUGGCAAGGUAAACUCAAAUCUAUAGCAUUAUUUACUGCUUUUAUCACACCUGAGACACACCAGUCAAUGUAGAAUUAGAAAAUGUGGGGCCAGAUGGAGUAAACUUUUGAGCCGGGUGCAACUGUUAUUCCCCCUAGUAAGGGUGAAAACCUUUAGCAAUAUGGAUACUGAUAGUGUUUUCUGACCCACAGUCGUGGUGGAGGCUACAUACCAACGGGGACCUCCCAGUCCCUCUCUGGAGCUCUGAACCGUCAGAACCAGAUGAUGCAAGGCAGUGGGAUGCAGGGUGGCGGGGCGUUCGGUCGCCGCUACUGAGGUCUGAACACCCUUGUUCCCAGUCACACGUUUAAGUGUAUGCAAGUGAAACCGUCUGCAGCUUGUAUAUUGCUCACGAAAGCUUUGCGAAUUCAGAUGUUGCUUUUAUAGUCCCUUUGACUUUCUUUCCUCCCUUUAAAACUAAGACACCAUUGAACUGAACAUCUGAGUUUUAAAUGUCUCUGAUCAGAUCAUCCAUCGGUUUUUCAUUCUGAGUGUCCUUUUGUUUUCAAAUUGAUUGCAAUGUAUAAUUUUUCUUUUCUAUUUUUGGUGUAUUUUAAGUGAUUUGUAUGGGGUUGACUUUUGGUAGAAAUGCUCAGGAAUGAGUCUACUCAAACCAUUUGCUAAAACCUGUGGUGAACUUGGUUGCGGAAAAGUACGAACCCAUUAAUGAUCAUGAUUGCGUUGCAGGCUUAUUUUCAGUAAUUGUCACAUUGUCUUAGUUUUUGUACUUAAACAACACCUUUUCAGACUUUGUAUUGAUACUAACUUCUUCACAGAACAGCAGUACCAUGUUCACAAUAGGAAACAAUCAAUCGUGUCGGAUUCAACUACAGUUGUACUAUACCGCUGGAUGGCACCUGAUGGCUAUUUUUCUGUGAAAUGAAAAUGCUGCCUAAUAAAAUUCUUUUUGCAGUGCAACUGCUAAAAAAGUUGUUUGUCGCUUUCUCAUAAUGACGAUUGUCUGGUAGAUGUUAAUAAUUUAGACUUGCUUUAACAACAAAAAGAUAGUGGUAGAUAUGAAACUCCACAAAUCCAAUAGAAUAGUGGGCUUAUAAGAGCUCAGGACUCUUCAUGCAACCAGAAAAAAAGCAAGGACAUAAUCCUUGUGAAAUGUGUUGUGUGGGCCUUAAUUUAAGUUUAGGGCAUACAUUUAGCAGUGGUUUAAAGAUAAAUUGUAGAAAUGGGUGGUUUUUAGCCACAAUUAUGAUUUUUGUGGCUGUAUUAACUAGU